This is a messenger RNA of Hydra vulgaris (swiftwater hydra), 708 nucleotides long. Its product is annotated as tigger transposable element-derived protein 4-like. The record is from RefSeq and is a predicted model, not a curated record. Gene Ontology annotation, cellular component: nucleus. Lineage: Eukaryota; Metazoa; Cnidaria; Hydrozoa; Anthoathecata; Hydridae. Gene Ontology annotation, molecular function: DNA binding.
AUGUUUAUAAUAGGUAAAUCAAAAUCACCUCGCUGCUUAAAAGGAAUUAAGCACUUACCUUGCAGAUACAGAAAUCAAAAUAAAAGCUGGAUGGAUAGCAUACUGUUUGAAGAGUGGAUACGAGAAAUGGAUACAAAGUUUACAAAAGAAAAGAAGAAAGUAAUGUUCAUAAUAGGUAACUGCUUAGCACACCCAACGGUUGAUAAUCUAAAAUCUAUUGAGCUCAUUUUUUUACCACCGAAUACCACAUCUAAACUUCAACCAAUGGAUCAGGGAAUUAUACGCUCUUUGAAAGUUUAUUACAGAUAUCUGGCAUUGCAAAGACUUGUCGUAGCUAUUGAUAAAAAAAAGAUCUUCCUGUUUUCUCAUUUUUGUACAACAGCUGAAGAUGUUGUUUUUGCAGAUGAAAGCUUAAUUAGCACAGAACCUUUACUUACAGAUGAACAGUUGGUAAAAGAAGUUAAAAAUGCAGCCAAUGAACAUGAUGAUAAUGACGAGGAAGAUAAUGAUGAUGAUAAUGCAAUCGAUCCAGUUUACCCAAAAGUUAGUGAUAUUCGGGAAACACUGCAAGUGUUGUAUGACUAUAUGCCCUUCAGUCUUGUGGGUGAAAGUUUGCAACAAAAGCUCAACGCUGUCUCAAUUAUAUUCGAUAGAGACGUAUCUUCAAAACUAAAACAGAGUGACAUUAGAACAUUUUUCAAUUUAUAA